AUGUACCGCAGCCGAAUCAACCAUUUGUUACGAGCCUACCCCUCACUUAACCUGAGAAUUGAAGUUCACAAGGAUCAACAUAAAGCUUUGGCGUUGUUACCUGGGCUUCGAUAUGAUGACAUCAACUAUACAGGUCAGCCAGAUCUUCAUAGGCUAAUGAACAUUAUAGAUAGAGUGGAACAUGCAGCUCUUUAUGACCACACAUUGUCAUUUCUGGACUAUCAUAACUUAAGUAAACGUGGAAUUGGCAGCUACAACAAGGGCAUAGUUAUGGAGAUACGCAGACAUUUUUACGAAAUAACUACUCCAAAGUCACCUAUUCAGAUAUCCCUAAAGUUAACAGGCAUGAUGGGCACAAUGUUUACCGUUUGCAGCAGUGCAACAUUUGGCGGUCGUCAGCGAGCAUCGAUUAUGUUGAAAUCUUGCAACUCGCUAGUUCACAGAGAAUCUGGGUUAUCUGAACACAUUCCAGAAUGGUGGGCACUCAAGUUUCUUCGGCUGUUACCUGAAGUGCCAGAUAAUUACCGGCCAGUGCAACCACCAGAUUCGGUAGGAAAAACAUUCUCUUACCAUGUUGUUGUUACACUGAGAGACACUGACACAAAUGGUAAAACACAGCAUGCAUCGUAUAUCAGAUUUUUCAUAGAUAACGUCAGCAUUGCAGCCAGCCAAAAUUUCUACUCAAACUUGACCAAAAUUCACGACUAUUAUACCAUGAGAAUCUCAGCCAUACAUUUUUCUCCCAGUGUUUGGGGUGACUCCCUGGCCAUUGAAACUUUCCAAGACCCCACUGAUGAGUUGAAAAUUCACUGUUUUAUCAACAAGGAGGGUGUGAUUAAGUGGUAUGGCUGUUUGGAAUACUAUGAAGUGAUGUCUGAGCCAGAACUAGAGCCUCCAGCAUUCAUGCGCAAAUAUCCAUCAUCUUCUGAACAGUAA
Molecule: messenger RNA, 936 nt
Organism: Candidula unifasciata
Lineage: Eukaryota; Metazoa; Mollusca; Gastropoda; Stylommatophora; Geomitridae
Source: the annotation of a GenBank genome assembly